This is a messenger RNA of Grammomys surdaster, 1157 nucleotides long. RefSeq names its product chromosome unknown C11orf86 homolog (gene CUNH11orf86). The record is from RefSeq and is a predicted model, not a curated record. Bases 59 to 430 code for a protein of 123 amino acids. The transcript is spliced from 2 exons. NCBI's taxonomy places the organism in Eukaryota, Metazoa, Chordata, Mammalia, Rodentia, Muridae.
GGCACCAGGCCAGCUCACAAAGCUAGUGGCUUACAGACCAGUGCUAGCCUCUAGAACCAUGGGGACCAGCCUGCGCAGUCAGUCCUUUCGAGAACCCCGGCCCUGCUAUGGGAGGCUCCAUGAGUCCCAGGGGAGAUCUCUGGAGGGCCGACUCCAUCGGGCACUGAGCCUCAGACAGGGCCAUGAAAAGUCUAGGUCGCAGGGCUUCGAUGGCACGGAAGGGCUGGAGGUCUCUGUCCAGAAGCGGCUGCCAGGGACCCUGGGAGACACAGAGCAGCUGAUCCAAACCCAGAGAGGAGGCAGCCGGCGGUGGCUGAGACAAUACCAACAGCAGGUGAAAAGAAGGUGGAGGAGCUUCGUCGCCAGCUUCCCCAGUGUGACCCUGAGUCAGCCAGCCUCCCCAGAUACCUUGUUGGACACCAACAGCUAGAGCUGCUGUGACUGUCCCUCACUCCACUGGCUACAUUCCUGCCUCUACAUGGCUUUUCUGGACUCUGAACUGCUCCAGCCUUUGAACUUUGUCUUGUGACCCAAGGAGGCCUCUGUCAUCACAUCAUUCAAGGCCCCAUGUGGUUGCCGUUCUUGGUUCUGGCACCUAUCUCUUAGCAAAGACCUCCAUAGGCCUGAGGAGAAGGUUCUCUGCCUGUUGGGUUUAAAGACCCCCUGGACUGACAUGUAGGUCUUGGGGACCUACACAGAAAUGAGAGUAGCAACUUUGAUCCCUUGUCCCCACACAGACCAGCCACCUACUUCCAGAUCAGAGUUCAGUGAAGCCAAAGAAAGGCUGAGAACUUCAUGAAUAUCACCUGAUCACAGCGCAAAGCUCCACCUAGCUUUCAGGGCAGUUGCUAGUGACUGGCCAAGACUUGAGCCUCCCUCAUAGAAUGUGAGCCUUCAAAGGCUAGGACCAUGUCUGGAGUGUCCUCAGUGUGGGUGCCGUGUGCCCAAGAAGCCUGAACAUGCAUAAUGCUGCCUUUGGACUUAACGAUAUCCUGAUGAAGGAAGCAGGGAAGUCUUCCUUCCCUGUGUGACAGAGGGAAACUGAGACCAGGAGUAGAGAAGAGGCCUUCAUCCUACACACAUACACAUACACACUUGUGUAAGAGCACAAUGCCUAACACUGGGGUUGAACACAUUAAUAAAGCCACUGAGCUGAA